Molecule: messenger RNA, 2410 nt
Organism: Malaya genurostris
Lineage: Eukaryota; Metazoa; Arthropoda; Insecta; Diptera; Culicidae
Gene: Rrp1
Product: recombination repair protein 1
Exons: 6
Coding region: 290-2149 (619 amino acids)
Biological process (GO): base-excision repair
Cellular component (GO): nucleus
Molecular function (GO): double-stranded DNA 3'-5' DNA exonuclease activity; phosphoric diester hydrolase activity; DNA binding
Source: RefSeq, a predicted model, not a curated record
UGUUGAACGCGCCUUUUCUUUCCCACCCGGCAUCUGGAAGAAAGAAGCAAAAAUCGCAGCACUCUGAUCAGACUUACAGACGAAACAAAGGCCUUUGCUCCGUUAAGCCGUGCUAUUUGUGAAAUCCAUUAGUGCUAUUAGUGCGACAGUAUCUAAUUAUUCUGUUUCUGAAGCGUUUUCCACUUAAAACGCACUAGUGGUUUCGGGAGCAUCCUUACAAAUCAGCAAUUUUUCGUGAAUCAAAUUUGGCGUGUUCUCGAAAAAAGAAACACCAAUUAAUACGAAAAAAAUGGAAGCAAAGGCAAAACGUGGUCGUCCUGGUAGGAAAGCAGUUGAGCCCGAAGAAAUCUCGGCUGAAGUAAACAACGCUGAAAUGGAAGCUGUGAAAAAUGGUGGUAGUAAGAAGAAAGCAACAGCCAAAUCUGCAAAAAGCGGCAAGGAAACUGUGGUUCCGGAACCGGCCGAUAUAAUCGAAGAUAAGAAAAAAGUGGGACGUAAAGGAAAAGCAGCUGUUCCGGUGGUGGCGGAAGAAGAUCCAUUAGCAGAGGCAGCACAAGUGGCAUCAGAAGAACCAGCCAAAGGCCGAAAGGGACGAAAACCAGCCAGUACUAAAGAAGAACCUGCGGCGGAGCCACUAGCAAAGAAAGGUCGCGGUAAAAAGGCCGCCGAUGUAAAGGAACCAGAGGAAGAAAUAGCGGUCCCGUCGAAAAAAGGAAAAGCGACAGUCGAAAACGGAACUACUUCACCUGUGAAAGGUAAAGGUCGAGGAAAGGUUUCUUCGAAAGAUGCUAUCGAAUCAGAACCAGUGUCCGAAGUUGUAGCGGCACCAGCUAAGCGUGGACGUGGCAAAGCGAAGGCUGAAGUAAUAGAGGAAGAAACGGCACAAUCACCAGUGAAAAAGUCAAAACCGGCAGCAAAGGAGCCCACACCGAAAAAGGCAAGUCCGAAAAAGACAGCUCCGGAAGCCGUAAGCGAAGAACCCAAGGCAGCAGGACGAGGGCGCAAGAAGGCUCCUGCAGUCGAAGAAAAACCAGCAUCUCCUGCAAAGUCGCCGGCAGCACCGGCCAAACGAGGACGCGGCAAAAAGGCAGUGGCCGAACCUGAGGUCAACGGUCAACAACUGGAGGCUAAAAUUACGAAGCGAAAUACCACCAAACGGGUUUCCGGAGGGAAGGAUGAUGAUACUGCACCCGUGAACGGAGUAACCCAACGCCGAAAGAAGAAAGCGGAAGAACCACUGGAGCACGAUGAAGAAGCGAAACCGAGUGCAGUCGAACCGAAAGCGAAGAAAUCGAAAUCUGAAAAGAAACCUGCCGCCCCAAAGAUGAACAAAUCGGCAAAUGACUUCUCCAAGAUAAACUUUGAACUGCUGGGUAAGAAUUCCAACUAUAAAAUUGCCAGUUGGAAUGUGGCUGGUCUUCGGGGGUUAGUCGAGAAGGGUGCAUUCGAGUACGUAGAGCAUGAAAAACCCGACAUAUUCUGCGUGCAGGAAACCAAAUGUACCGAAGAGCAGCUACCGGAUGCGGCACGUCACAUCAAGGGCUACCAUCCGUACUGGCUCUGCAAACCAGGCGGUUAUGCCGGAGUUGCUAUCUACUCCAAGAAAAUGCCGAUCAAUGUUUACUACGGAUUAUGUGAUGAAGAGCAGGAUGUUGACGGUCGGCUGCUGACAGCUGAGUACGAGAAAUUCUAUCUGGUUUGUGUGUAUGUUCCUAACGCGGGAAGGAAAUUGGUCACCUUGCCGAAGCGGUUACGAUGGGACGAAAAGUUCCAACAGUAUCUUAAAGAUUUAGACUCCAAGAAGCCGGUAAUCGUGUGUGGCGAUAUGAACGUUGCACACGAAGAAAUCGAUUUGACUAAUCCCAAGACCAACAAGAAGAAUGCAGGUUUUACCCAGGAAGAAAGAGAUGGUAUGACUAAGCUACUGUCGUUGGGCUUCGUCGACACGUUCCGGCAACUGUAUCCGGAUCAGAAAGGCGCCUACACAUUCUGGUCUUACAUGGGUAAUGCACGAUCGAAAAAUGUUGGAUGGCGGCUAGAUUAUUUUAUCAUCUCGGAACGCUUGAACAGCAGAGUGGUCGAUAACGUGAUUCGUUCGGAGGUGUACGGCAGCGAUCACUGCCCGAUUACACUAUUUUUGAACAUCUAAACUGAACUAAGUAUUCGUUGGUGACAGAACUUGUAUUAUCCUGACCGUCUUGAUUUGUUGUGUGCUGGUGUGUUGACAUAUUACUCAGGCUAGCAACCAAUAGUUUAUCCAUUAGUUUUCCUAAUUCACGAGUUCGUUUUUGUAAUAAGUUAUAAUUAAGUUGUUUUUUGAACUUAUGCUCAGUACAACAGACGAAAAGCAUUUAAAACCAAUAAAUUACAGAAAACAUGUUCAAUAAAAAUGGUACCGAUUAAAUUUGAA